Harpia harpyja (harpy eagle) is the source of this 4815-nucleotide messenger RNA. RefSeq names its product transmembrane protein 63C (gene TMEM63C). Gene Ontology annotation, cellular component: plasma membrane. The record is from RefSeq and is a predicted model, not a curated record. Gene Ontology annotation, molecular function: calcium-activated cation channel activity. Bases 411 to 2903 code for a protein of 830 amino acids. The transcript has 24 exons. Lineage: Eukaryota; Metazoa; Chordata; Aves; Accipitriformes; Accipitridae.
GGCCCGUUCCCCACUCCCGCUGUGGCACACGCCCGGGCAGCCGCCCCGAGGAGCCCGAGCGCCGCAGCAGCUGCUCGGGGAGGCUGACGCGGCGGGCACAGCCUCAGACCCAGAAAUAGCCGGAGACGCGCAGACCCCACAGCCAGCCGCUCUGCCGGCAGCUCCCCGCCUGCUCCCCGUACCGAGAACCGGAGUCGCCGGGGCCGCCGCGGAGCCGCCGGCCACUGCCCCCCCGCCCGCCUCCUCCCCUCACGGAUGCCGCAGGGCGAACGAAAUUCAAGCAAAUGCUUUGGCCUCUUGUUCCUGUCUGCUGACCACACCAGGGUGGCCAUGACUCAACCCAGCUUCCAGGACUGAGGGGCAGAGCUGGUGAGAGACCUGUCUCAGGCUGAGGCCCCACGACGGCACCAAUGGAGAGCGUGUACUCGGUGGAGCCAGCACCUGACGGUGCCGGCCCCACCUCUCUGGACAUGCUCAGCUUCCUGGACGCCCUGGUGAACAGCACAGAGGAGCAAUGCUUCAGCGCCCGCUCCCGCAGCACCGUCCUGGAAGGGCUGCCGUUCGGUGGCGUGCCCACCGUGCUCGCCAUCAACUUCAUCCUCUGGCUGCUUCUCCUCUUGGUCUUCUCCUGCCUUCGGAAAGCAGCUUGGGACUAUGGGCGCCUGGCACUGCUGAUGGACAAUGAUAGUUUGACGUCGCUUUUCUAUGGAGAGCAGAGCGAGAAGGAGAAGUCCCCAUCGGAGAGCAGCCCCCUGGAUGCCGACAACAAGGACGUGGGAUUCUGCUCCUGGCUCAUUUCCAUCUACCAGAUGAAGGACGAGGAGAUUCAGAGCAAGUGUGGGAUCGAUGCCACCACCUACCUCUCCUUCCAGCGGCACCUCCUGGUCCUGCUGAUGCUGGUCUGCGUGCUCUCCGUGGCUGUCAUCCUGCCUGUCAACUUCUCAGGGGACCUCCUGGGACACAAUCCCACCCACUUCGGCCGGACAACCAUCGCCAACAUCCCGACGCAGGACCGUCUGCUGUGGCUGCACAGCAUCUUCGCCCUCAUCUAUUUCAUCCUCACCAUCCUCUGCAUGGCUCACCACUCCGUCCACCUGGAAUACCGAGAGAAUGAGAAGGUCGCCCGGACACUGAUGGUUACCCACAUCCCCAAAGAGAUCACAGACCCUUCCCUUAUCAUCAAGCAUUUCCACGAGGCUUAUCCCAGCUGCACCGUCACCAAUGUCCAGUUCUGCUUUGAUGUGCGCAAGCUGAUGAAGCUGGAUGCGGAGAGGCGCAAGGCAAUGAAGGGGCGGCUUUACUUCACCACCAAGGCGCAGAAAGAGGGGAAGAUCAUGAUCAAAACCCACCCCUGUGCCCGUAUCUUCUGCUGCCGCUUCUGUGGCUUUGAGCAGGUGGACGCCGAGCAGUACUACGGGGAGCUGGAGGAGAAGCUCACGGAUGAGUUCAAUGCUGAGCGCAACCGCAUCACACUCAAGCGGCUUGACAUGGCCUUUGUCACCUUCCAGGACGAGCGGAUGACGGCUGUGAUUUUGAAGGACUACAGCCACAUCCACUGCCGCAAGCACCCCCAGCAGUCCUCUGUCACCACCGUGGUCAAGUCACACCACUGGGGCGUUCGCUAUGCCCCUGCACCCAGCGAUAUCAUCUGGGAGAAUUUAUCGGUCCGUGGCACAUCCUGGUGGGUGCGAUUCAUCCUCCUUAAUAUCUGCCUCUUCGUCCUUCUCUUCUUCCUCACCACACCAGCCAUCAUUGUCAACACUAUGGACAUGUUCAACGUGACACACCCUGUGGAGAGCCUCAAGAACCCCAUCAUCACCCAGUUCUUCCCCACACUGCUGCUCUGGGCCUUCUCCGUCUUCCUGCCUUUCCUUGUCUACUACUCGGCAUUCUUUGAGUCGCACUGGACGAGGUCGAGUGAAAAUCAGCUCACCAUGCACAAGUGCUUCUUCUUCCUAGUGUUCAUGGUCAUCAUUCUGCCCUCGCUGGGGCUGAGCAGCCUGGACCUUUUUUUCCGCUGGCUCUUUGACACCCACUUUCUGGACGAGGCCGAUAUCAAGUUCCAGUGUGUUUUCCUCCCAGACAACGGCGCUUUCUUCGUCAACUAUGUGGUCACCUCCAGCUUGAUUGGGACGGCCAUGGAGCUGCUGCGCAUCCCGGGCCUCCUUGUCUACACCGCCCGCCUCUGCUUUGCCAAGUCCGAGCCCGAGCGGCUCCACGUCAAGCGGAGCCAAGCCUACCAGUUCCAGUUUGGACUGGAGUAUGCCUGGACCUGCUGCAUCUUCUCCGUUGUCAUGACAUACAGCAUCACCUGCCCCAUCAUCGUCCCCUUCGGGUUGCUCUACAUGCUGCUCAAGCACAUGGUUGACCGGUACAACAUUUACUAUGUGUACAUCCCUACCAAGCUGAACCAGCGCCUCCACGUCGCCGCCAUCAGCCAGGUUGUGGUGGCCCCCAUCCUCUGCAUGUUCUGGCUGCUCUUCUUCUCCGUCCUGCGCCUCGGUCCCACCCGCCCUGUCACCCUCUUCACCUUUGUGGUCCUCCUCUCCUGCAUUGUCUUCUCCUUCUUUGGCCUCUGCCUGAAGAAGCUGCAGCCGCGGAAACCCUCCAGCUACCAGAUGUCUGACCAGUCUGAGGGCACCUUCAAUGAUGUGGAGCGGAGCAGUGUUUCCUCCACCCCCAACUCCAACCUCUUCGUGGCCACCGUCCUGCAGGAGCCCGAGCUGAGCCUGACGCCAGCGGCCUCCCCGGCGCACCAGUCCUACGGCACCAUGGGCAACCACCUGGAGCCAGCGGAGGACGGGGAGGACGGGGGGCUGCAGAGUUUCGAGACAGAGCUGGAGACAGUGGAGGGCGAGUACAGGAGCGGCCCUGUGAUGGAGAGCCAGGCCCGCUACCAGUGAGCACCCCUGUCGCUGGGGCAAGGACCAGCUGUGCCGAGAGCAGAGGACGUGCCGGGGGGCAGGAGGGAGCCUUCCCAGCACUGGUGGGGGCCACCUCGCUGAUGGGGCGGGGGGACGACAGGACUGAUGUGAGGGGGAGACCCCAUUGCAUGGGAGGUGGCGGGAGGCUCUGCUGGUCCCUCCUGCUGCCUGGACCGGCUCAGCCUCCCCCCCUGUUCCCGCAUCCCCACCUGCCUCUUCCAGCCCAUCAUGGGGAAGAAGGGAUGCAGUGGUGUGGGGAGAGGGUCUCUCUGAGAGGCCAUGCUUUUGGGGGCAGGAGGGAGGCCCUGGCCCCUCCGUGAGGGGGAAGCAGCCCAGACAGCUCAGAUGAAUGUGCCUGCCACCACGCUGUCCCAUGGGUCCUCAGUGGCAGGGGACGGCCACCCCUAACCCUCGCUUCCCACCCCUGCUCGCGGCAGCCGUCCCGCUGCCUCCCCUGGUGCCGGCUGUGCAGGUUCUGCCCGUCCCCGCUGCCUCCCCCAAGGCUUUGCCGGUUAAAGCAGGGACUGCUGAGACCUGUGUGCUUUGGUGGGAGGUGAGUGCUCAGGGCUGCUCCCAUGUCUGCCUGAGCACCAGCAGCCCUGCCCUGAGGCAGUCAUCAAAACGCAAGCCCAGCCCUUCCCCACCCUCCCACUCCAUCCCUCCGCUGCCACUGCACCAUGCCUGCACCCUUGAGUCCACGGGCAGGAGCGGGAGAUCAAGGGAUGAGUGUGUUUAAUGGCUGUGAAGGCAGCUCUGCGUCAUCCCGCCUCACCCAGCAGUAUCCCCCCUCAUGCUCUCCAUGGGGCUGGCCGUGGGACCCUGCAUGGCUCCAUCCUUUUGCAACAGAAACGGGGAGGGCAGUGCUGGCAGGACCCCGGCCUCCGGGUACUGGUCCACAGCAUCCUGCCCUCACCCACAAGUCGCAGCCAUGGGAUGCUCCCCCAGCAGCCGCACCACCUCCCAAGUGUGAGUCCUGCUGUGAUCAGUAUAAAUGCGCCGGCUCCUGCCUGGGCAGCAUCCGGGGUUUUCCAGCUCAUCCGCAGCAGCCGUGGAGGCCCCUGGAGAUGAGUGCAGAUCCUCGCCCUACUCGGCCCCUCUCCCACCAGGCUAGCCCGCCUGGGUAUGCUGAUUCCUCGCUUGGCCCUGCUUUGGCCUCGGGGCUGAUUUUCCUCUAAUUUUCCUGCUCCUGAUUUUCCUGCUGGCUUCAGAGCAAUUCUAGCCGCCAUCCCGGGGCCAUCCAGGGAGGGAAGGGACGACAACGCAGCUCUGCUGGCACUAAGGCUGCCAGCAUGGGGAGUGCUGCUGUGUGAAGGCAGACGCUCGGCCAUGGCACCGCUCAGCAUUACUGGUGCUGCAUGGUUGUUCCAGUCCUGGGGGGGGGUUAAAAGGCAGCCCAGCAGCGAGCUGUGGGUCUCUGUUGGACUCAAGUGGGCCCUGGGACAUCCCUGUGGGGCUUGGUGGGUCUCGGCUCAGCUGCCUGGCAGCGCUGUGGUCCCCAUCCCACCCAUGUUCCUGCAUGCUGGGGUGAUGGCUGCGGCAUGCUAGCUGCCAAGUGGUUGCCUCGGGGGGCCUUUGAGCUCAGCCGCUUCCUCCCAACCCCAAAAAGCACCCUGGGGGGCUCACGGCUCCCUGCCCAGGUACCCACAGGGCUGCCCACAGUUCAGCCGCUGCCCUCACUGUCUGCUCCAGGGGCAGCCCCGGCUGGAGCCGGGGGAUGCUGGUGGCCUCUCUCCAGGUGGAAGCAAGUGCCUGCGAGCAGCACCACGUCCUCGGGAGCUCGGGCUGCUGGUCCAAUUGCCCUUGGCUGCCCCGCUGUAGGAAUGUGCCAGAGGUCUGUACCUUCUCGUGAUUUAUUGCUAUGACCGUGCCUUGAAUAAAAUUACUUCACCCA